This is a messenger RNA of Fonsecaea multimorphosa CBS 102226, 450 nucleotides long. RefSeq lists its product as uncharacterized. The transcript has a single exon. NCBI's taxonomy places the organism in Eukaryota, Fungi, Ascomycota, Eurotiomycetes, Chaetothyriales, Herpotrichiellaceae. The coding region runs from base 1 to 450 and encodes 149 amino acids. The record is from RefSeq and is a predicted model, not a curated record.
AUGGCCGACAGAUCACCGUCGUCGUCUAUCCACACCUACCACUGCCUAUGCACCACCCUCGUCCUCACCACCGCACAUGACCUGAACUCACUUCCUCGCCGCAAUGAGCCUGUUCAAGAUGGCGCCCUAAUCCUCGCUCCUCCUGUCAACAUUUCUCGAGCGGAGACUCUGGAGGCGCAACUGUCUGAAUCCGCGACUUCUGUGCUUCUGAACGUGGCGCCAGAGCGGAGACCAGUCAUGAUCCGGAGAGAAGACGGAUUUGAGAAAAGAACGCUGCUGAGAUGCGUCAGGUGCAAGUUGGUUCUAGGGUACAAUCUCGACGAAAGUCACUUUGAGCAACAGGAAGGGGACCCAAGGCCAGUGUAUUUGUUGCCUGGUGGACUACUCAGCACUCAGGAUAUGGUCGAGGGGAAGCAGCCAGAGACUCCUUUGUGGGCCGAGCAAAAAUAA